Molecule: messenger RNA, 882 nt
Organism: Conger conger (European conger)
Lineage: Eukaryota; Metazoa; Chordata; Actinopteri; Anguilliformes; Congridae
Product: copper chaperone for superoxide dismutase-like
Biological process (GO): removal of superoxide radicals
Molecular function (GO): copper ion binding
Source: RefSeq, a predicted model, not a curated record
AUUGACUUGGCGCAGGAGCAGGUCCUGGUGGAGGCCAGCCUGACAUCCCAGGAGGUGCAGAGACUGAUCGAGAGCACAGGGAAAAGGGCGGUGCUUAAGGGAGUGGGCGCUGCAGGCCAAGACCUGGGCGUAGCCGUGGCGAUGAUGGGAGGGGCAGGCCCUGUCCAAGGAGUGGUUCGCUUCGUCCAGGUUAGCCAGGACAGCUGCUUGAUUGACGGGUCCAUUGACGGGCUGGAGGCGGGACCUCACGGCCUCCACGUACAUGCAUUGGGUGACCUGACCAGGGACUGCCUGAGCUGUGGGGACCACUUCAAUCCCAAUGGAAAACAGCAUGGCGCCCCCCAGGACACAGAAAGGCAUGUUGGUGACCUGGGGAACAUUGUGGCGGAUUCUAGUGGCAGAGCCUCGUUCCGAUUGGAAGACUCCCAGCUGAAGGUUUGGGAUAUAAUUGGACGUUCGCUGGUGGUGGAUUCUGGAGAGGAUGUUGGCAAGGGGGGCCAUCCCUUGUCAAAGCAAACCGGGAAUUCUGGAGAGAGGUGGGAAUGAUGUUUAUUUAUUCUGAAAGAAACUGUCGAACCAACUAUAGGCUUGCAAUUUUACAUCAGACUUUUCUUGAGUAGUAAUCUUCAGUUAAGGUUAUUAGUCAUCCCAACUAUAGAGAAAAUUGGUUAGACAUUAAUUCAUUAGAACAAGGGUGAAAUGUAGGGUUGUCUUAAAAAUAAUGUUGAAAGGAAACUAAAGCAAGGAAUUACAGCAGUAUUCUUAGCAAAUGUUCAUUUAAAAUUGUGUAUGGGUUGAUGUGAUUGUCAUUUGGUUAGUGGUUGGGUCCAUUUAUGUGUGCAUGUGCGCAUGUCCAUGUUUGUGUGUUUGUGUAAGUCUGUG